Messenger RNA from Leptopilina heterotoma, 1869 nucleotides. RefSeq lists its product as uncharacterized. The coding region runs from base 302 to 1063 and encodes 253 amino acids. The record is from RefSeq and is a predicted model, not a curated record. Lineage: Eukaryota; Metazoa; Arthropoda; Insecta; Hymenoptera; Figitidae. Gene Ontology annotation, biological process: regulation of transcription by RNA polymerase II. The transcript has 2 exons. Gene Ontology annotation, molecular function: DNA binding. Gene Ontology annotation, cellular component: transcription regulator complex; nucleus.
AACACGAGAAGUUAGAUCGGAACCGUUCGGAGCAGCUCGGCAAGCGUGCCUCAUGGAAAUGCACAGCACAAUAGUUCCAUUUGUGUAUUCUCGUCUGCUUUUGUAAAUGAAAAAAAAUCCAAGUCACUUAAAAAAUCAAUUAAAAAUAAAAUGAUAUCCGUUGAAAAAAAAUAUUGAAAAGAAAUUAUUGCUGUUAAUUGUGACAAACUUUACUGUUUAUACUAUAUCGUUCAGUGUAGAUAAUUUGAAUAUUUUCGUGAUCCGAACGGUAAUAAUUUGUGUUGCUUGUUGAAGGAUCGCAAUGGCGGAUUGUGAGGCAGAAUUAUUAAUAAAUUUGGUUAAAUCAAAACGUGCAAUUUACGAUUCAACAAUGAUGGAACACGGAAGUCGGAGCCUCCUGGAAAAAUUAUGGGAGGAAGUUGCUCAAGAAAUGCAUAAAUCAGUUGCAGAAUGCAAGGCAAAAUGGGCAUCACUUCGAAAUUCUUAUGCACGUGCAUUGCGCGAUGGAAAAACGCGAAAUUCAGGCUCAAGUGGUCGUAAACGAAGAAAAUGGUAUUUAGCCGAUUCGAUGGAUUUUUUAUAUAAUUUUAUGAAUCAACAUAAACCAAGUAGUACAAGUAAUAAUACGGUUGAAUAUUGGGAGGAGAAAACUAAUAGUCUCGAUCAAGAGGAAGUUAUUGAAUACGAGAACGAAGAGGAAGUUGAACAUGAACAAUUAGAUUCAAAAAUUGAAUAUGAAGAUCCAACAUCAACUGGUCAACAACAGCAACAACAACAACAACGUGCCAGUAAUUCAAUAUCAAAAAUAAUUAAACCCACAAUUAUUAAUGACGAUGUUCUUGGACCAAUAAUUGAACAUUUACUAACAGAAGUCAAAUCAUCGAGUGAUAAAGAAAAUCCCGAUUGGAGUUUUUUUAAAAGUUUAAUGCCCGAUGUCGCGAAAUUAACGGCAAAAAGACGGAGAAAAUUUAAGGAAAUUGUUCUCACUAAUCUCAAUAAACUCCUCGAGGAGGAUGAAAUCGAGAGUGCCGAAUUUGUUCACAGAAAAGAAUUUUUACAUUAAGAGUUUUAAAAAAAAGAAUAUAAGAGACACCUACUACUGUUUAAAAUUUCAUUUUUCGUUUGAAUAAUCUGUCAAUUGUUCGAAAAUUUUGGUUUAAAAAAAUGUUAUAUUUAUUUAGAAUAUUAUUUAAAAAUAACAUAAUCGUUAAUUCAAUUAAAAUUAAUGAAUUGCGCAUAAAUGUUUAAUUUUUUUUAAACUAAAACAUUCGAAAAAUAACAAUUAUUCGUCAAAGUUUUUUUUUAUAUGUCGAAUGUAUCAUAUUUUUCCUUCUCAUCUAAGAAUUUAUAAACAGAAAUUCUUUUGAUAGCAUUUCAAAUGGAAAAAAAGUAUUUUUUACUAUGUAUUCACUAUUUUUUUUAAAGAUGCUUUGAACUCUUAAAAUUCUAUAUUUUACCGUAUGAAUAAAAUUUUACACAAGUACAAAGAAAAUGAACCAACAAAAAUGAUAAAACGUAAAAGAAAUAAAAAGAAUAUUUCAGACAAGCAUCCAAGACCAAAAACAAGAAUAUUUUUCUUUUCCAUAUAUAUAAAAAAAAGUAAAAUAUUAUAAGAGAAAAAAUUUCCAACCUUAAAAGUGCUACAUUUUCUUUAUGAUAAUGAAUUGUUUUCAAAAAUUUAAUUUAAGGAAAUAAUUUAUAUUCAUAAUUUUGAUUUCGUUUUAGAAAAAAAACAUUCAUGUAUGAAAGGGGGGGGUGAGAGAUAGGGAUAAAAAUAAACUGUGAUUUAUUGUAUAAAAGGGAUUAAUAUAAAAAAAAGAUAUAUUGUUUAUUAAGAGUUUUAAUAAUUAAUAAACUUAAAUUUCAAAA